CAAGGACACAAGGCGACGGCCACCGGAAGUUUGAGACGUUCAACAACGGCAGUUGAAAAGGAGAGCACCCUAGAAACACUCUGCCAUGGAAAAGGAGCCCGAAGCAGCAGGGUGCAGUGCGUUGUUGCGCACACUGAAAGCCACGCUGAUCGACGCACUGAGCGCUGACCCCGACUUUGUGCUGCAGCAUGCUGACUCGCGCUCCUUGCUGACAGUGGCGCAGUACCAGCACAUCAAAGUCAUAGCUGACCCCUCGCAGAAGGUCUGUGACCUCCUGGACUGUGUGAUCCAGAGGGGCAGCGGCUGCUCCAAGAAGCUGCUGAAGCUACUGAAGGAAGAAAAAAUUCAGGAGACAUACCCUAAACUGGGUUUCCUAAAGAAGCCGUCACAGCUGCGUCAGAUGGCAGGAGGACAUGGAAGGUUCAAAAGAAAGAGAGAGCGGAAUCUUGAACCAGAGAGUCCCAUCAAGCAGAAUUGUGUGAAUAGGGCUGAGCUGGUGACUGAGAGACAGCUGAUGAUUCUAGCUGACAGGGUGGGCCAUUCCUGGAAGCAGAUGGGCUUGGUGGCACUGCGCAUCACAGCUGUGCAGCUGGAGCAGCUGGAGGAGGAUUACCCCAGGCAUGUGGAGCGAGUGUUUGGCAUGCUGCAAGCCUGGCGCAUGCGUGAGGGCCGCCAAGCCACCGCAGUCCGCCUGUAUGACCUGCUCUCCCGAGGUAACUUUGUCCCUCCGGAGAGCCUGGACAUCCUCCUGGAGUCCAGCGGAAUCACUGGGGCACCGAGCCAUGUGGUGCGCUGAGGCUCGUAAGUCCCCUGUUUCACACUGCAUCUGAAGAGAUAUACAUGAGAUAUAUUUUUAUGGAAGUGAAAGGUUACUCUGCACAAGCCGUAGGCAGUGGAAAAAUACAAGUUACGGGUCAGGUGAGGUCCUCUUACACAAGAUGCCGAUGCAGAUCAAACAGCCUGUUUAGUUAGAAAUCAAUAAUUUUGAGUAACUUCUGAAACCACCUUGGAGAAAGACAACACCGAAUAAAGUAUAAAAAAGUAAAAUUAUCAAAAGCGCUACGUUCAGCCGUUGCUGUUUCGUUUCUUGAAGCGCACACGCCCCGGUGUGCCAGGGCUAUUUUCAUAUGUAACGUUUAAACUGUUCCCUUUAGGAACUUGGUUAAAAAAUAGACGUUUGAAAAUAGAUGGCAUGCAAUGGCUCUUAUCUCCUGGUGCUUAACCUUUCUCCUCUCGGCAAGUAUCACGUUGUUUCACCCUGGUGUGAUUUCACCCUUAUUCACCCUUGUACCUUCAGCUGAGUCAUCAGAAACUCAGGGGGUGGGCUUUGUACAAUCAUUUGAAGUGUCACAGUGUCAUCACUGUGAAAUGUUUUCUUGGCUGCCUACAGUUGAGAGCUGAUAGGUAACACACACAUCACCUGAAGGAGCCUCACGCCUCGCUUUCCUUCGGUGUUUGAGGCUGAAUGUGCAAGAUGCGUUUCAGCCGGAGAUACUGCAUCGCAGUGGUGGAGGCACCCUGCUGGUUUUAACCCCCAGAACAGCUACGUUCAUCGUAGUGUCACACUGGCAGGGACUUAGGCCACGCCCCCAUGUCCGAGACUGAUGGCCACUCAGCCGGAGAUCUAGUUAUGAGUUAUAAGUUUGCAUGAGCUCUGGCCUCUUAAAGUCAAGUAAAAUGUUAAUUUCAGUUAAAGACCAAAAAUGGAAAUGGACCUUAUUAAAAUGUUGAUUCUGGAUUUUAGUAGUUGGAGCACAUUGUUUUGGGAGAAUAAUUAUUGUUCAGUUUGUGCUGAAAUGUUCUUAUUUGUUCUUGUGUUUUACCUUUUUGUUUUUGUCCCGAUUUUUUUUUUUUAAAUCUUUUUUUGUUAUUCAAUGUUCCAGGUUAUUAUUGCUGAAAAGUUGUUUUUUUUUUUU
This is a messenger RNA of Scleropages formosus (Asian bonytongue), 1916 nucleotides long. RefSeq lists its product as uncharacterized. The transcript has 4 exons. NCBI's taxonomy places the organism in Eukaryota, Metazoa, Chordata, Actinopteri, Osteoglossiformes, Osteoglossidae. The record is from RefSeq and is a predicted model, not a curated record. Gene Ontology annotation, biological process: signal transduction; regulation of apoptotic process. Gene Ontology annotation, molecular function: protein binding. The coding region runs from base 86 to 796 and encodes 236 amino acids.